This is a messenger RNA of Fonsecaea erecta, 930 nucleotides long. RefSeq lists its product as hypothetical. The record is from RefSeq and is a predicted model, not a curated record. The transcript has a single exon. The coding region runs from base 1 to 930 and encodes 309 amino acids. Lineage: Eukaryota; Fungi; Ascomycota; Eurotiomycetes; Chaetothyriales; Herpotrichiellaceae. Gene Ontology annotation, molecular function: ribonucleoside-diphosphate reductase inhibitor activity. Gene Ontology annotation, cellular component: nucleus; cytoplasm.
AUGGGUCUGCCACAAGACUUUUCCACUCCGCUGCCCUCCAUUGAAUUGGACUCCCCUCUGUCCAAGCGUCGUCGCUUCACCCCCAACUCGCUGCCGCCUAUCAUCCCCAUCACGGACAACUCGGACAUUGAACAUCAUACCUUUGACUCUCCACUGCUGUUGCAGCUCUGCGAACAAACCCCAGAUCAGGCGGAAAUCGAGGCAGGUCUUCUCCAGGUCGGUAUGCGCGUCAGGAAGGCCGUAGCUGAAGGAUACAAGACCCAAAAGAAAUUCACGCCUCGGCCCUUUUUCAACAUGCACCGGCUUUCCCCCGAGACCCAGGCCGCCCUGUCUGCUAGCAACACUGAUACCACCAACGAGCUCUCCCCAUUUACGGCGGCGCAGGUCCAACCCCUCAGCACUGCCACCUUCUGCGGUAUCAGUCUGGCUUACCUCUCCCACUGCAGCGAGGACUGGUCGUCACCCUCGAUUGCCCAGCAGUCUCUCUGGUCUUACUCAACCAGCCACAAGCGUUCAUACGAGGUCGACUCGGACAGCGAUGAGAGCCAGGACUGGCAACCUCAGACUCCAAGCUUGGUGGCCGACGCGGGAAUGCACAUGCCCGUCGAUUAUUUCGCCAUCGAUAUGGAAACCAUGAGCGAUGGUAACCCGAUGACCCAGAUCGGGGACCGCGCCCGUCAACACCUCCAUGGUCGACGCAUGGCUAUGCCGAAGAGUCGCGGCCGCUUCUUUCAACAACCCGAGACACAAAUGCCGCCUACCUCGGCCGCUAACCCGUUCGCGGACAUGAUGGUCCAACAACGCGAAUCUCAGUUCUCCAACCAUUCCGGUCACAAGAGAAUGAUGAGCUGUGGAAUGGAAGCUGCCAUGGAUUUUGGCGAGGCUCCCUUCCUCCAACGACGAGAGGAUGUUGAGAUGGACUGCUCCUGA